CGCAGAACCCGGAUGCUGAUGCUGCUCGUGUCGGAUGGGGAGAAGCAAUACAGGGAGAGUGAGAGCUAAAAAACAGAGAAAGGCCCCGCUGACAGAGGGACUGCUAUCCUCUUGGCCACAAGGCAAGAGAAGCGAACGGAUUAAAGCCAGGCGGCCCGAGAGGAUGACUCCGCGCGCGGUAUCCGAGGCGACGGGAGGAGAGCGCGAGGAGAUGCUGUGAUGUACUGCACAUAGCCAGCGCGAGCGAGCGCGAGGGAGGGGAGAGGAGAGGGAGAGGAGGCUCCUACGCUAGUUAAAGAUGCUUGCUUUUUGACCAGGAAUGUGUUCCGCGCGAAUAAAGCCAGGGAUUUCUGCGCAAACACUAUAGCUUGCAAUAGCGCAAUGCACACUUGGAUUAAUUGAUUGACGGAUUCAUGUGACGGAAGACGCCGAGGCUUUCUUUCGCGAAAGGGUGGCUGUUUUCUCCCGUACAAGUCUCCCAUAUUUCCGGAUGUGAGGCCUGGAAGAUACCGUAGUUUAUAUCAGGCACGGGACGCUCAUCCUUCACAUCCAAACAUUUAUGAAAACAAAGCGAAACACUUUGAAGAGUCAGUGACAAAAGAAAAGAGACACCGAAUAAUACGCGUAAGGUGUCACAAACCGGAUGUGCGGUUCUUUCGCGGAAUCAAUGUGGCCAAGUUUUUAAUUAAUAAAUAGGUCACUUGCAGUUUGACAAUAACGAGAGGCUACAUGCAUAUUUAUUUUAAAGAUAAGAUAUACCGGCGAAAAUAAACCGAUGACUGAACCAGGCUACCUAAUGCUCCCGUUAUAUUUAUCUGUCUUCAAUAUUCAUAAUCAUUGCACUGUCGUUCGCAGCUAUUAUCUGAUCUAGUCAUAUAGUAUCGGCCCAUAUACUGACAGAUUUAAUCGUGUCCCCUCAUCAUUCUUCCAGCAGCUGCAACCACAGGCCGUGUAAAGCGCAAUAACAGCUACAGUUUGGCGUAUAGGCUCGGCUGGCCACGCAUUUCUCUGCUCACUUUUGAUAUUUUCGAACGGAAGAUGUUACCGAUCCGUUUCCACGAAGUUUAAGGAGACGCGGCAGAUGUUUGGGAGUAGGCCACGGCACUGACUUCACGCCUCAGCAUCCCUGUGUCAUCGCUCGCCGUCUGUGAUGUCUGUACGGCGGAGCUAUUGCGUGAGCAGGACAGACGCCAGUGGAUACAUUGUGAGAAUACACUGAUUUACCCCCUUUAUAUUGUGACACAGAAUCGCGGUCGAACGAAAUGUCCAGUAAGGAGUUGUCGGGGAGUCAGGCAGCUCAGUACGUCGGGCCCUACCGGCUGGAGAAGACGCUGGGGAAGGGCCAGACAGGUCUGGUGAAGUUAGGAGUUCAUUGUAUCACAGGACAGAAGGUGGCCAUAAAGAUAGUUAACAGAGAAAAGCUAUCAGAGUCUGUUCUUAUGAAAGUGGAGAGAGAGAUAGCUAUUCUUAAACUAAUAGAGCACCCUCAUGUCCUAAAACUGUAUGAUGUGUACGAGAAUAACAAAUAUCUGUAUCUAGUGCUGGAACAUGUAUCUGGUGGGGAGCUGUUUGACUACCUGGUAAAGAAAGGCAGAUUGACCCCUAAAGAGGCUCGAAAGUUCUUCAGACAAAUCAUAUCUGCUCUGGACUUCUGUCACAGUCACUCUAUAUGCCACAGAGAUCUUAAGCCUGAAAACCUCCUGCUGGAUGAGAAGAAUAAUAUCAGGAUUGCUGACUUUGGCAUGGCCUCCCUACAGGUUGGGGACAGUCUGCUGGAGACCAGCUGUGGAUCACCCCAUUAUGCAUGUCCUGAGGUCAUCAGGGGAGAGAAAUACGAUGGACGUCGGGCAGAUGUGUGGAGCUGUGGAGUUAUUCUCUUUGCUCUGUUGGUGGGAGCGUUGCCCUUUGACCAUGAUAACCUGCGUCAGCUGUUGGAGAAGGUGAAGAGUGGAGUAUUUCACAUGCCUCACUUCAUUCCUCCAGACUGCCAGGCUCUCCUCCGUGGCAUGAUUGAGGUCAACCCUGAGAAACGCUUCACGUUGGAAGAAAUACAAAAGCACCCCUGGUAUCAAGGGGGAAGGAACGAGCCGUGUCCAGAGCAGCCACCCCCGAGGCGCGUGUGUGUGAAGAGGAUUCUGUCUCUUACAGAUUUGGACCCUGAUGUUCUGGAGAGCAUGCACUCCCUGGGCUGCUUCAGAGACCGUGUCAAGCUCACCAGAGACCUGCAGUGUGAAGAAGAAAACCAGGAGAAGUUGAUUUACUAUCUUCUGUUGGACAGAAAGGAGCGCUACCCUAGUUAUGAAGAUGAACAUCUUCCACCCAGAAAUGAUAUUGAUCCUCCCCGUAAGCGGGUGGACUCGCCCAUGUUGACCCGUCAUGGGCGCUGUCGGCCGGAGAGAAAGAGUCUGGAGGUACUGAGUGUGACAGAGCAGGGCUCUCCAACACCUCCCCGCAGAGCACUGGAUACCUCUGCACAUAGCCAGAGGUCUCGGUCAGUUAGCGGAGCUUCAACCGGCCUCUCAUCCAGUCCCCUCAGCAGCCCUCGAGUCACCCCACAGGGCUCCCCACUCCCCACCCCUCUGGGGACCCCUGUGCACCACCCCCAGCACCCCCCUCCCACCCCGCCCUCCUCCUCCUCUUCUUCUUCCUCCUCACGAGCUGAAGGAGGUGGUGGUGUGGGCGGUGGUUCCAUGUCCCUAACCCCGCCCUCCAGUCCUGGGGGAAGUGGUGGAAUGGCUGCCAGUAGUUCAGCCCACUGGAGGACUCGCCUCAACUCCUUCAAGAACAACCUGCUGGGUUCACCACGCUUCCACCGCCGAAGGCUACAGGUUCCUACGUCAGAAGAUAUGUCCAGUUUAACUCCAGAGUCCAGCCCAGAGCUGGCAAAGAAGUCGUGGUUUGGAAAUUUCAUCAGUCUGGAGAGGGAAGAGCAAAUUUUUGUGGUGAUCAGAGACAAACCACUAAGCUCAAUCAAGGCUGAUAUUGUCCAUGCCUUUCUAUCAAUUCCCUCCCUGAGUCACAGUGUCAUCUCUCAGACAAGUUUCCGGGCGGAGUACAAGUCCUCCGGAGGUCCGUCUGUCUUCCAGAAACCUGUCAAAUUUCAGGUUGACAUCGCCUUCUCUGAGGGAGAGAGAGAACGAGAGAGGGAGAAAGAGAGAGAAAGGGAGGGAAGGAGGGAGACUGGCAUCUACAGUGUCACCUUCACCCUAUUAUCAGGUCCUAGUCGCAGGUUUAAAAGAGUGGUCGAGACCAUUCAAGCUCAGCUUCUCAGUACACACGACCAGCCCUCUGUGCAGGCGCUUGCAGAUGAGAAAAACGGGAUUUCGUCUCGCCCACCCAGCACACCGACCCGGCAGAACUCUCGUCGCUCGGAGGGUGGAAGUGAUCGCGGUGAGCGAGCAGAGCGCAGCGAUCGAGGAGAAGGAAGCAGUAUUGGUGGUAGUGCGAGUGUACUACAAAGAAAGGGGUCUGGCAAGGAUAAAACUCGCCUCCUGUCCUCAAAUGGGACUCAGUCUCAACCCUAAGUGAACUAAUCAGACAAGCUGUCGAGCGGGUGGGAACAAACCCCGCUCUUGAUUCCCCCCAGACACGACUCCCUCAUAGUCCAUCUGCACAGUACACAACAACAGGUAUACUCAGCCUUGAUUUUCACAUCACUAGCGGAAACCCUGGGAUCCAACUGCGACAAUAGGAGAGUCAGGAGUCUAUCCACAUGGAAGUGUUCUUACAUGCAAAUAAUCAUCAGACGAAAAAAAUUACGAUCACUUAUCCUUUUUAGGAACAAAGGAUUUGAAAAAUGGAAGCAAGAUGUAUCGCUUAAUAUAAACCCCAGCUAUAAAUUAUUUCAUAUGCUACAAACAAGGAGAUUGACAUCCGGUGGAUGGCAACAAACUAUACAAGGAGGAACAAACACCAAGUGGGACAGGAAAGAAUGUCUCCAAAACUUAUCAUCAUCCUCAUUAUCAUCAUCAUCAUCAUUAUCAUAAGCAAUGAUCCAUCAGGAAAUCACAAUGAGCUGUUUGAGGUAGAGAAAAUCAAACAUUGUGGGAAAAAGUGGGAAGUUCUUCAUUCUUACCACUUGGAGCACAAAAAGGAUUUCUAGAACACUAUGUAGAGAAAAGAAUAGGGAUUUUUAGAACGGCGAUCUAAAGUUUGUAACACAAGUCCUAUGUGACUAUACCUUCAUGAGUUGAGGAUGGAUUAUGCCUUUAGUGAGAUGUUAUGUGUUGAAGAUAUAGGCUGUGUUAAACACUGAUUGUUCAAGCUUGUGUUGUAGAUCUUGAACUCUGUGAAAUGUUGUAGAUCCAAAAUCAGUCAGUGUCAGAUAUGCAGUGGAGAGCUGCCCACUGGAAGCUACAUUUGGCAAAAUUGGCUAGUUUUAAGUCUUCGCAGUUCUGAAAGUAUCUCAGAUCCACCCCACUCACUAAGCAGGGCAUAGAGGGUUGAGCAAGCAUCUAGAUUUCCUGACAUGUUCACACAGAGACCGAACAAGAGGAACAAAAUAGCCAGUCACUCCCUUGUGUCAUACAAACAGACAGCGUGAGAAAAAAUGCGAAAGCCUCCACCAUUUUCUCAUGUGAUUCCUGGUAGAACUUCCAUCAUAAAUAGAAGUCCAAAAAUUCUUUUUUUUGCUUUCCAUUUCAAUAUUUAUAUUAUAUUUUUGAGCUGAGAUGUGAAAUAUUUCCAUCAACAAAAUGAAUGUCAAAAAACAGAAAUAUUUUACAUUUUAAUUGAUUUAUUUAAAGAUAUUUAUUUCAGUGAAUAUUUAUUUAUUAUGUAUGUAUUUAUUUAUUUAUUUAUUUAUUUAUUGGAUUAGAGAUGAGACUGGUAAAGUCAAAAUGACAAGGGUGGGAAAAUUUGCAAUUUAGAAAAUGGCAGAAAACCUCCUAUUUGUAUCUGUUCCCAAAUAUUUUAUAACAAUGCUGCAAAUGUCCUUUUAAAAACCAUUUCAGUAGCCUAAGUUUACCCAUCUCAUUUUCAUUUCAUUUUCAAUAAAAAAGAAGCAAACUCACAAAGGAGAAAGCUGGAGAACAACUUUGAAAAAUCAUCCAAGCAAUGACUCCAUGCCUUGGACGUCUCCCACGGGGAAGAGACUUCAAAACCCUCCAGGAUGUACGACGUAAAGACUGAAGUGAACCUUAUGGAAGCAGAGGAACAAAACAGAGGGAAUGAGAAGAAGGCCCGCUGUGUUCGCUCUUCAUCUUUGAGAAUGUUACCCAGACAAGAGCCCAAAGUUUCGGACUCGUGCGUACCGGGCCAGCCCUUUGUACGAAACGCGAGCAGUAUUCUUUUUUCACACAUUUACACACAUUUACAUACACGCGCACACACACACACACAGACACAGACAGACAGACACAAGAGACUCUCCUUCUCAAAACUGACAAUAUGAAACAAAAUGAAUGAUAACUGGACUUUGAAACUGGAAUGCACUGUCCUAAAAAGAGAAUUGUAUUCAAAGUUGUCCCUUUCCUCGCCCACCCACGGGAAUCGGUGAAGUGCUCUUUUAAGUGCAGACUCAGGAUCAGUGGGGCUUUUUAGCUCAUUACAUUUGUGAAUGGGGGGAACCUGAUCCUGAAUAUCCACUUAAAAGCUCUCUCUCCAAUGAGCCUCUGCCCUGAAGCCCAGAAUCUGACCAUAAUGCUCCUCUCUCUCUCUCUCUCUCUCUCUCUCUCUCUUUCCCAAUCUCUCUCUCUCUCCAUCCCUCCCUCCAGUCCACUCUUUUCCUGAUGCAAGGAGCACUAAAUGCAAAGCGAGGUUUUGCUCUGGUCCUCCCUCUGCCACCACCCUGCAGCCAUCACAUACACUCCUGCCCAAAAAUAGCAUAGCGGAAGACAAAGCUUCGGACGGUUCAGUCAUCGAGCAGCUCCUGCAUCAUCCUGGAUUGAUUUUCCAUAGCACAUUGAAUAUAUUUCACUACUUUUGAAUGUUUAGGUGCAUCGUUCGUUAGAUAUAAUACGGGGUACAUUCUUAUUUUAGUACACUCCAAAUGCCUUAAAUCCACAUAUACAAAAUGGUCAGCAUGUGCGCUCUCAAACAUGCCCGGUCACUUUCAGAGGCAGAGGAAAUGCCAGAGCAAAACCCUGAAGAUGUUCUAUGUUCAAUUCUGUUAGUUCUCAGGCAGGGUAAGUCUGCGAGUGUGCAAAUACAGACUGUCUGGACACCAGCUCUGAGUGAAUGUGAAAUACACUCCACACACUUUCUCUGUGUUCAUGACACUCUCCUGCUCUACGUGUCCGUCCUCUCCUCCUCCUCCUUCUCCUCCCUUUCACAUUAUGCACUGAAUGAUAUUCUGUUUUUGUUACUCGCCUCACACAUACAGCACACGUAUCACAUUUCAUAUGUAUCAUUAGUCUUCACUUAUUUACCAUACAUUAUAUACCUCGUCCUGCUCCUGCCUCUCAAUCAUAGAAUUAUACUUUAGACCACCCCCUCCCUCUUCUCUCAUUAUAUACAUACGCCCUGCCUGCCCCCAAUGUAUGCUCACCCCUCCCCCCAUCUCUUCAUUGUAAACAGAAAAUAUUACUCAUAUCUUCAUUCUUUAUCCAUUCUAUAUUCACCUGAUGAUUAUUGAUUAUCUUUGUCGUCAUUACUGAUAACUCCUCUUAAGAUUGUAAAGCUGUACUCUUUCUUCCCCAUCGCGCACAGUAGGAACUUUUUUCGUAAGAAAUGCAAGUCAUUAAAUUGGAGGGAAAAAAAUGACGAGAAAAUAAAUGUCUGUGUUAUAAUUAAAAAAAUGAAAGUGCACUAUUAUUAUUGCCUGUGAUAAAGAACAAUAAACAAUA
Messenger RNA from Onychostoma macrolepis, 6785 nucleotides. It is a transcript of the gene brsk1b, whose product is annotated as BR serine/threonine kinase 1b. Gene Ontology annotation, biological process: intracellular signal transduction; protein phosphorylation; microtubule cytoskeleton organization. The coding region runs from base 1263 to 3524 and encodes 753 amino acids. The transcript has 19 exons. NCBI's taxonomy places the organism in Eukaryota, Metazoa, Chordata, Actinopteri, Cypriniformes, Cyprinidae. The record is from RefSeq and is a predicted model, not a curated record. Gene Ontology annotation, cellular component: cytoplasm. Gene Ontology annotation, molecular function: tau-protein kinase activity; protein serine/threonine kinase activity; ATP binding.